Messenger RNA from Diachasmimorpha longicaudata, 2417 nucleotides. It is a transcript of the gene calypso, whose product is annotated as calypso. NCBI's taxonomy places the organism in Eukaryota, Metazoa, Arthropoda, Insecta, Hymenoptera, Braconidae. Gene Ontology annotation, molecular function: cysteine-type deubiquitinase activity. The transcript is spliced from 8 exons. Gene Ontology annotation, cellular component: cytoplasm. Gene Ontology annotation, biological process: protein deubiquitination; ubiquitin-dependent protein catabolic process. The coding region runs from base 333 to 2096 and encodes 587 amino acids. The record is from RefSeq and is a predicted model, not a curated record.
ACUCUCUUCCACCAAUAAACGAGACACGAGUGUAAUAUGCGGUUUUCUUUCCUUUCAUUUCAUACGUCCGCUCGUCGGCUGUUACGUCAUCAGCUGAUUUCCGAGAGCUCCGAGAGUGGUUGUGUUCGAACUCUAUUGAUAUAUCGAUAGAGAAAACAAUCGAUGUCUAUCGACCACUGGCUAUCAAGUACUCACUCUCGCCACUGCGUGGCGCCACUGUCCGGCGUUACCAUGUGAUUGAUGUUUUGGUGCGAUAACAUGGCGUCGUUGGGUCGCAAUGAGUCUUCCAGGUAGAUUACUUUAUUGUUACCGAAAGUAAUGAGACCCGAGACAUGCCGGUGGAUAUCAACAGAUUAACCGAGGGUUGGCUGGAGCUCGAGAGUGACCCAGGACUAUUUACACUACUCCUGGAGGACUUUGGGGUGAAGGGGGUGCAAGUGGAAGAAAUUUACGAUCUCCAAAAGUCACUCGAGGGUCCAGUUUAUGGAUUUAUAUUUCUCUUUCGAUGGAUCGAGGAGAGAAGAUCCAGGAGGAAAAUUGUGGAGCACGAUGAGAGUUUUCUCAAGGAUGAGGAGAUUGUCAAUACUAUAUUCUUCGCACAGCAGGUUGUGCCAAACAGCUGUGCAACCCACGCCCUCCUCUCGGUCCUCCUGAACUGUCCCAACAUCCACUUGGGCACGACGUUAUCACGACUGAAGCACCACACAUCGGGUAUGUGCCCCGAAAACAAGGGAUGGGCAAUCGGGAAUACUCCUGAGUUAGCCUGUGCCCACAACUCGCACGCAAUGCCCCAAGCCAAGAGACGUCAGGACAAAAACACAGGCAUGACAACCGGAAGGUUCACAGGAGAAGCUUAUCACUUCGUCAGCUAUGUCCCUAUCAGUGGAAGAUUAUUCGAACUGGAUGGACUGAAACCCUACCCGGUUGAUCAUGGCCCCUGGAAGGAGCAUGAGGAGUGGACCGAGCAGUUCAGAAGAGUUAUAACUGAUCGCCUGGGAAUAUCCACCGGAGAACAACUCCAGGAUAUCAGGUUUAACUUGAUGGCGGUUGUUCCUGACAGGCGACUAGCGCUUUCCCACAAAUUAACAAUGCUGAAGACUAACAGACAGAUCGUCUUGGAGGCACUGCAGCAACUGGUGAAACUCAGUCAUCAGGAGAGCGAGAAGAAUCAUUUGGAUGGGGAAAGAGGGGAGAAGAGAGCCAAGGAAGAGGGGAAAGAUGCUGAUGGGGUGAGUGUUCCUCACGUGAAGUUCGAAACUAGUCAGCAUGGGGAAAGUGAGGAGACUGGCAAUCUGGUGAAGAAUGAGGGGCAUGGCAUGGAGAAGGUUGUCAUGUGUGCUCUGGAUUAUGCUACUCCGCUGAGAAUUCAAACUUCACCUGCUCACAGCUCAUCUAGCACUGACACUUCCUCGGAAAUUGGAUCUGCUUUCAAUUCGCCCACUCAAGCUUGGGGAUGGAAUUCGGGCCAGAGCAGCCCCACAUCCACCAAGGACUUUAAAAAAUUCGUUGUUAUUCGAGUCGCUGGGGAUGAGAAGAACGAGGCAGGUUUGAGUCGUUCCCUUGGUAACAUUAACAUAAAUGGAAAACGACUGGUAUCCGACUCGGGGCAUUUGCAUAAAAAGGUUUGUUUGUCCGGAGAGGUACGUAUACCCCAUGCUAGAGUGAAAACUAGCAAUGGGGAUACAGUUACUGAGGAGAAGAAGGUGGAGAAAAUUGACUCGAAAUUGUGCUCGAAAUAUCCGGAAUUGUUUGAACCACACACCUUCGCUCCCAAGGAUCUUCUCGCCCUGCUGAAAAAUCUGGAGCACGAAAUUAGUAUUUGUGAGACGUGCUUGAAGGAUGAGAACGACAAACGAAAUAAAUAUAAAAUCGACGACUGCAGACGAACGCAUAAUUACGACGAAUUCAUUUGUACCUUUCUCUCGAUGUUAGCCCAGCAAGGAAAAUUAGCUGAAUUGGUACAGCAACAUUUAACGCUAAAAAAGCAUACUUCAGUCACAGUAAAUCGAGUUCAUAGAACUUCAAAGAAAACUGAUGCACGACCAAACGCCUCACGUCGUCGUCGUGGCAGAACCAAAUGCAAAAAACGAAAAUGAAUAAUUAACUUUCUGUUGAGUUUCAUCUCCUCAGUUCUACGCGGGUCGUGAACACUGCACUAAUAGAUCGAAGACAGUUUCAUAUUCAUAUGAUGGAUUGUAAGUCUACUGGAUUUUACAAACCCUCCAUUUAAUCGUUUCUUUUUGAAAUCAAUUUAUGAAGCAGACAAUUACCCCUUGCAUAAUUAUUUUAAUUAUUAAGGAAUUAAAUAAUUGAUGAUUUAAUUGAAUGUUUGAUUUGUUUAAUCCUUAUGAUAUUUACUUCAACGAAUGAGUUAUAAGGAUUACGGUAGAAAAUAAAAUAUGAGAUGAUAGAUGAGA